Gracilinanus agilis (Agile Gracile Mouse Opossum) is the source of this 2295-nucleotide messenger RNA. It is a transcript of the gene MICU1, whose product is annotated as mitochondrial calcium uptake 1. The transcript is spliced from 14 exons. The coding region runs from base 84 to 1529 and encodes 481 amino acids. The record is from RefSeq and is a predicted model, not a curated record. Gene Ontology annotation, cellular component: uniplex complex. Gene Ontology annotation, biological process: mitochondrial calcium ion homeostasis; calcium import into the mitochondrion. Lineage: Eukaryota; Metazoa; Chordata; Mammalia; Didelphimorphia; Didelphidae. Gene Ontology annotation, molecular function: calcium ion binding.
CUCUGUCCCGCAGCUGCGGCGGCCGCAGCUCUAUGGUCGCCUGAGGAGUAGCUGCCCAGGAGCAGCCGAGAAGCGCGGAAGGGAUGUUUUGUCUUCGUCUCUUCCCUGCUGUGGCAAGAUUGGCUGUUGUCUCCCGAAGAUACCAUGGAUCAUCACAGCUUACUCAAGGUCGGCGCCGAUUGAUGAUGGCAGCUUUCCUGGGAACAUCUGCAGUUGCAGCAAGCACAGGCCUCUUAUGGAAGAAAGCCCAUGCAGAAUCUCCAACAUCAGUAAAUGAAAAUCUAAAGAAUAAAGCUGAGGACAGUAGAAGGAAUAAAGAUGAAGAAACCUUUGAAAAUAAGGAUAUAGAUUCUACUCUUGAGCCUCCAUCAGAAGAGAAAAAGAAGAAACAUUCCGGAUUCAGGGACCGAAAGGUGAUGGAAUAUGAGAACAGGAUUCGCGCCUACUCCACUCCUGACAAAAUUUUCCGUUAUUUUGCUACUUUGAAAAUAAUAAGUGAAUCUGGUGAAGCUGAAGUGUUUAUGACACCACAAGAUUUUGUGAGAUCCAUAACACCAAAUGAAAAGCAGCCAGAACAUUUGGGCCUGGAUCAGUACAUAGUGAAACGCUUUGAUGGAAAGGAUUUCUGGCAGACUGAGAAAAUAUCUCAGGAACGAGAGAAAUUUGCUGAUGAAGACAGCAUAUUUUUCUCACUUGGAGAGUGUGGACUCAUCUCCUUUUCUGACUACAUCUUCCUCACAACUGUUCUUUCCACUCCUCAGAGAAAUUUUGAAAUUGCCUUCAAGAUGUUUGACUUAAAUGGAGAUGGAGAAGUAGAUAUGGAGGAGUUUGAACAGGUUCAGAGCAUCAUUCGAUCCCAAACCAGCAUGGGCAUGCGUCACAGGGAUCGUUCCACCACUGGCAAUACCCUCAAGCCUGGCUUGUGUUCAGCCCUAACAACCUACUUUUUUGGACCUGAUCUCAAAGGAAAGCUGACCAUCAAGCACUUCCUAGAGUUUCAGCAUAAACUUCAGCAUGAUGUCCUGAAGUUAGAGUUUGAGCGUCAGGACCCCGUCAAUGGGCGAAUCACCGAGAGACAGUUUGGUGGCAUGUUGCUGGCCUACAGUGGAGUCCAGACCAAGAAAAUGAAAAUGAUGCUAAAGCAGCUCAAGAAACACUUCAAGGAGGGACAGGGCCUAACAUUCGAAGAGGUGGAAAACUUCUUUACUUUCCUGAAGAACAUUAAUGAUGUGGACACUGCCCUGAGCUUCUACCAUAUGGCUGGAGCAUCCCUGGAUAAAGUGACCAUGCAACAGGUGGCCAAGACAGUGGCUAAAGUGGAACUCUCAGACCAUGUGUGUGAUGUGGUGUUUGCCCUCUUUGACUGUGAUGGCAAUGGGGAGCUGAGCAACAAGGAGUUCGUUUCCAUCAUGAAGCAGCGGCUCAUGCGAGGCCUGGAGAAGCCCAAAGACAUGGGCUUCACCCGCCUCAUGAGGGCCAUGUGGAAGUGUGCUCAGGACACGGCCUGGGACUUCGCUUUUCCCAAAUAGUGACCCAAAGCGCCCGUCGGGCCGAGACUGCCCCAGCAGCCCGGGCGCCCCCUGGCGAGACCGAUGGCCGAGGCCGCCGAGCCCCAAACUCCGGGCCAGCCCGGGGCCCCUCAGAGGGCAGGACCCAUCGCCUCUGCCGGCCCCCUUCCCCGCUUUUCCCAGGGCUUAGUCACAGCAGGAGUCUCCUUGCUGCCUCCUUCACAGUCUGCCUUCUCUCUGCGUCCCGUAACCAAGGCUGAUGGACGUAGCGCGUGGAGGGCCCCGGAGGAGGCAGUCGGUCCUCUCUUCCUUCUCGCGCUGCUCUUACCCUAACCAUAUUUUUAAAGAAAGUGAUUUGCUUUUCUCCCUCACUUUUUUUUUUUUAAAGAAAAUUCCCUAUUGGAGAAAACUGAGCAGCAGCGCAGUCUUCCACGGUGUGGGGUCAGCAAGGAAACUUGGUCACCGUGGAAGGCUUUGGCCAGGGGAAGGACGUGUUUACGCUCUGGGCCGGCCCUCCAGCCUGCUCCAGCGACCCCGAGCGCCUGGUUUGUCCCCAAGAAGGACGGGAGAGGGUCGCGCUUCCCUCCUGGGCUCCUCUGGAAGAAGCCCAAUGAAGCUCGACUUCAUGAGCAGAAUUAGUCGCUGCCUUCUUUGUGUCGUGCCCUCUCUGGUGACUCCUCCCGGGGGCCGCGCUUCCACGCAGCAGAGGCCUAGAUCGGAGCCUGUAUCUGUCCUCAGUCUCAAACACGUAUAAAAUAUCACUUUAAUUAAACCCGUUUGCAAUGAA